Messenger RNA from Monopterus albus (swamp eel), 2689 nucleotides. It is a transcript of the gene rbp2a, whose product is annotated as retinol binding protein 2a, cellular. NCBI's taxonomy places the organism in Eukaryota, Metazoa, Chordata, Actinopteri, Synbranchiformes, Synbranchidae. Gene Ontology annotation, molecular function: lipid binding. The record is from RefSeq and is a predicted model, not a curated record. Bases 1277 to 1684 code for a protein of 135 amino acids. The transcript has 4 exons.
UAAUCUCUUCGGCCAUCUCUUUUGGAGAGCAAACCACCACACUGUGCAUUACACUCAGUAUCUUUACAGAGUGAAGACACACAUAGUCCUGUGUGUGUAUAAGUUAGCCAAACACAACACUGUCCACGCCUACAAAGAACAUAUAGCACGUUUUCAGUUUUAGUCUGGUGAUUAUUUUUGGGUUCAUUACCACAAGUGACACAUUACACAUAGGAUUUUUUUUUUCUGUUGUUGAUAUAAAAUAUCUAUUUGUGCAGGCUUAGCUUUGUUCUGUUUUUUUUUUUUACAAUUCCAUACUUGUUGUAACUAGGAGUUACUUAAUAUAUGCACACUAUUUGUAUGUAUGAACAUUUUGCAACCAUUGUUGGUCAUUGUUAUUACCUUGUAAACAUGAGGUUAAAGAGUGCACGUGGACAUCACAAUCAGGUCAUUGUAACUGAAAGAUAAAUGUUCCUUAGACCCGACUUUAUCAGCUCUGAUAAACCAUGACACACACUGCCAGCCUCAUCUUUGACCCUCCACAUACAACCACAUCAUCGUGAGAUCAAAUUAAUAUCACAGUGUAGACAGGGUACUGUAGUGCUGCUGCAGCUGUGAAACCAUGUCAUGACCACAGCUACUUUUUUUUUUUUAUUGCUAUAUGCUGUUUGAAAGCACUUCAGGUCUUCUAAAAAUGAUCCAGAGAGCAAAAAGUAUUGAUUAUGGCCUCUACUGUGAGUCAGUCUCUGUUGAUUUUGGAUAAAAACAACAGGAAGAAGUAUGUAUGAGGUGGCAGUUUAAGAUCAAGUUUACAUUUGACAUCGAUGAUGAACUGUGGUCUCGUGGUAAAGCUAUCACCUUGAUACAAACCAAGCAGGAACUUUGAAUAAACACUGAGCAUUCACUCACUUGGAAGCAUUGCUAUACAUGCACACAUGCUCUUGCUGAUAAAGUCAGUCCUAGCAUAACUGUCGACACAUUUAAUGAACAGAAACUACACCUGACUGCAGGCAAUAUGACAUUGUUUUUAAUGAAACAUACUCACAGUAGUGAAGGAGUGUAUUUACAUUGCACCAUGUAAGUCUGAACUUUAUAUCACAUAUACACUUCCCUGAGGGAUUUAUCAGGCGAACCCUGUCCUUUGAUUGUCACACAAACACACACACACACAGGCACACACACCUACACACCCAUAAAUGCGGUGUAUAUAAAGGGCUGGGCCCUUGAACUGUCUCUCUGUGGUGUGAAAAACAAACAUAAAGGCAAACUCCUAGCUCCACUCAUACACCAGUCAAAAAUGCCUGCAGACUACAAUGGACGCUGGGAGAUGGUGAAAAAUGACAACUUUGAGGAACUCAUGAAGGCCCUUGACAUCGACUUUGCCACCAGAAAGAUAGCUUCCCACCUGCAUCAGACAAAGGUGAUCGUCCAGAAUGGAGACAAAUUUGAAACAAAGACGCUGAGCACCUUCAGAAACUAUGAGGUCAACUUCACUGUGGGGGAGGAGUUUGAAGAGUACACAAAAGGCCUGGACAGCAGAAAGGUCCAGACACUGGUUACCUGGGAUGGGGAUAAGCUGAUAUGUGUUCAGAGAGGGGAGAAGGAAAAUCGUGGCUGGAAACACUGGAUCGAAGGAGACUUGCUACAUCUGGAAAUCACUGCACUCGACAAAGUCUGCCAUCAAGUAUUUAAGAAAGUCCAAUAACAUGGAAACAAACUCGCACAAACUUGUCUGUCGUGUGUUGCAUGUCGUCUGUUUAUAAUGUAACAGUGGAGACUUGUAUUGAUUAAUACCACUGUUCUUUUAAUGCACUUGAGAAACCUAUAAUAAACUGAUUUUAACACCACUGUUCUUUAUUAUUUUAUUGUCUUUUAUUAAGAACUGCAAUAAUGUUUUUUCAGUAUAAAGAUCCAGAAUUUCUCAGUUUGUUUCCAUAGUCCAUUAAAGUUCCAUUCAUUUUACAAAUUACACACACCCAUAUCCAGAAUAUGUGCAUAAUACUGUAUAAUUAAAUUAUACAUUAUAUAUUUUACAAAUGUAUUUAAAUGUUGUGUGAAUGGACUUUUGCUCUGAAAGCAGUUAUGUGAACUUUUUUCACUGUAGGGUUCUCAGACAACUUGCUAGUAGACAGUUAUUGAGGUUUUAUGAAAAGUUUGGACUAUUUCUAGAAAAGCAUGUAAAGAAAAAGGCUGAGACAAGUAAAGUUAUUGUUAUAGUUGUCAUAUUUUUGCAUUUGCUCUAGUAGACUGAAGACUUAAAUGUGAACUUGAGGUUGAUCAAUUGAAGUCUGCACUGUCUGCAGCGUAGUGGUGCACAUGCACGCUCGCAGGUGCAAUGUGUCUUGCUUCUCUGCAGGAUCCUGAGCUGCACCAGGAAGCGUGUCAGGAUCCACUUCGCUAGAACAAGACGCGUAAAGUCGCAAAAUAAUAGGAAGAUACAAACCGGAAAUAGCCAAUUUUAUUUUGUAAAUAGAAAAAUUCAAAUUGAUAGUGGUCACAUUAAAUAGCUUUCAGAGAUUAUAACAUGGAAGUGUGUGUGGGUAGCAACAUAAAAAGUGGGUAGACGUUAGACUUAAAUAAAUUGAAUGAAUAAUCUUUUUUUUUGUUUUAUUGAGAAAAUCAAUACCGGAAGUCAUUUUGUUUUUAUUGUCGCUGGAUUUGUUUACGUGGAAACAUGGUAGAGAAACAAAAACACUGGCUAACUUUGUUU